AUGAUGGGUUUUGAUGAUAAAUGUGAACUGGAAGGUAAGGGAAAAGGACGAAUUAUUGUUGCUGAGUAUGAGAAUUACUACGUUAUAAAUGCAUAUGUUCCGAAUAGUGGUCGUGGUCUGGUAAAUCUGGAAAAACGAAAACUCUGGGAUGCUUAUUACCUCAAUUUUCUCAAGGGACUGGAUUCGAAGAAACCAGUGAUAUAUGUCGGAGAUCUGAACCCCGUUGCAGGGUUUGUGGACGUAUUUCGUAAGCUGAAUCCUGAAAAAGAAGGAGCAUACACAUUUUGGUCUAAUAUGCACAAUGCACGUGAAAAAAAUGUCGGUUGGAGACUUGAUUAUUUUGUGGUCAGUGAACGUAUCAUGGAUAAAGUGAAAGACUGUGAGAUUCUUUCAUCAAUCAAAGGAAGCGAUCAUUGCCCAUUGCGUCUUAAAAUUGAAGUUUAA
Molecule: messenger RNA, 444 nt
Organism: Gongylonema pulchrum
Lineage: Eukaryota; Metazoa; Nematoda; Chromadorea; Rhabditida; Gongylonematidae
Source: the annotation of a GenBank genome assembly